CGACCGAGACUUUUGUAAAAUCGCCAUCGAUAGAGCUACUCGCUUAAACUGGAUUCGUCUAGUGCUUCCGGUGCAAAACUGUGGCUACAUUGCUGAGGCUACGCCCCCUGCUUCCUGUAACAUUAUCUGUACCAUACUCGUCCCCCCGCCUCCUCCUCCUCCGAUCUCAGCAUCUCCGGAAAAUGUCCACAAUCAGGACACCGACACCGACGGCAGGCCCGAGCUCGCCCUUCGUCAUCUCGCCUAACUUACCGCCGCUGCCGCAAGUGCCCGGCACUGAUCCCGAGCGGUGUGUACUGGAUGCCUUCCGCACGGCGAUCGCCAAGCGGGUCGCGGACGCGCUGCCGCCGCUCACGGUUGAGCAAGCGUACACGGGCGUGGACUAUGGCAAGAAAGGCGUCGACUUUACGGUCGCGUUGCCCCGAUUCCGUCUGCCAGGGAAGGUGGACGAGCUCGCGAAAAAAGUGUUGAACCAGUUUCAACCUGACGAAUGGAUCGAGAGCGUGGUGCACGACAAAGCGUUUCUUCACUUCACACUCAAUACAACGACACUCAUCCGGCAAGUCCUGGACCAAGUGCACGCGCUCACGCACGCGACACCGUCAGGCCAGCCAGAAUACGGCACGAACACCUCGGGCGAGGGGAAACGCGUCAUUGUCGAGUACUCCUCGCCAAAUAUUGCGAAGCAGUUCCAUGUCGGCCAUCUUCGCAGUACGAUCAUCGGCGCCUUCAUCGCGAACCUCUACAAGGCGUGCGGAUGGGAGGUCAUCAACAUGAACUACCUGGGCGACUGGGGGACACAGUUCGGUCUGAUCGCAGUCGGUUUCAACAAGUACGGCUCGCGUGAGGCGCUCGAGAAGAAUGCGAUCAAGCACCUCUUCGAGGUCUACGUCAAAAUAAACAAGGACGCCGAGGCGGACCCUGAGGUCAAGUCCCAGGCGGCAGCGUUCUUUAAGCGCAUGGAGGAAGGCGACGAGGAGGCGCUGGCAGACUGGCGGGUCUGGCGGGAGCUCUCGGUCCGCAAAUACGAGGAGGAGUACGCGCGGUUGAACGUGCACUUUGAGGUGUACACGGGCGAGAGCCAGGUCGGGAAGGAGUCGCAGGACAUGGCGCUCAAGCGGCUGGAGGAGAUGGGCCUCAUCGAUGAGUCCCAGGGCGCGAAGCUCGUGAACCUGGAGCAAUGGAAGCUCGGCAAGGCCGUCGUACGGAAGAAGGAUGGGACGUCGAUCUACCUAACGCGCGACAUUGGCGGUGCCAUUGAGCGAUACGAGAAGUACAAGUUCGACAAGAUGAUCUACGUGGUGUCCUCGCAGCAAGAUCUGCAUCUUGCGCAGUUCUUCAAGGUGCUCAAGCUGAUGGACUUCCCGUGGGCGGAGCGGCUCGAGCACGUCAACUACGGGCUAGUGCAGGGCAUGAGCACGCGCAAAGGCACGGUCGUCUUCCUCGACGAGAUCAUCCGCGAGGCGGGCUCCGUCAUGCACGAGCAGAUGCGUAAGAACGAGGAGAAGUACAAGAACAUCGAGGAGCCAGAGGCGACGGCGCAGGAGAUCGGCAUCACAGGUGUGAAGAUCCAAGACAUGGCUGCCAAGCGAAUCAACAACUACACAUUCAACUGGGAGCGCAUGCUCUCGUUCGAGGGCGACACCGGGCCGUAUCUGCAAUACGCGCAUGUCCGCAUCUCUUCGAUCUCUCGAAAGAAUCCCGAGCUGCUGCCGCUUCCUGCGCCCGCGAAGAUUGACACGACGCUCCUGACGGAACCUGCGGCGCGCGAGAUCGUGCUCCUGCUCGGCUCGUAUCCCGACGUGGUCAAGACCGCGCUGCGCACACACGAGCCAAGCGGCGUUGUGACAUUCGCUUAUCGCCUCGCCCACGCCAUCUCGAGCGCAUGGGAGACGGUCAUUGUGAAGGGCGAGUCGGACGUGGAGAAGGCCCGCGCGCGAAUGUGGAUGUACCUGUGCGCCAGGGAUGUUCUGGGAGCGGCGAUGCGGUUGUUAAGUUUGAAGCCCCUAGAGCGAAUGUAGACGAGCAUAUUGGCACGCAUUUGACCUUUUUCUUUAUCAAUUGUCAUGAAGCG
Postia placenta MAD-698-R-SB12 is the source of this 2074-nucleotide messenger RNA. RefSeq lists its product as hypothetical. Gene Ontology annotation, cellular component: mitochondrion; cytoplasm. The coding region runs from base 183 to 2021 and encodes 612 amino acids. The record is from RefSeq and is a predicted model, not a curated record. Gene Ontology annotation, molecular function: arginine-tRNA ligase activity; ATP binding. Lineage: Eukaryota; Fungi; Basidiomycota; Agaricomycetes; Polyporales; Adustoporiaceae. Gene Ontology annotation, biological process: arginyl-tRNA aminoacylation; mitochondrial translation. The transcript is spliced from 5 exons.